AUUUCAUUGAAAAUCAGUUGAUAAAUUUACACCUUUUGAUCCAGUAUUUAUACAUAUGUUACAUGCAAUACAUUUAAUGACAGCUAUGAUUGGAUUGGCAAUGAAAACGAAAUACAGAAUAAAGGCAUGACGUGCUGAACUCAAAGUACAAAUUAUUGAUCAAGGCAUUUGAGACCGAUUACGUGUGAAUUAAGAUCAUGAGGUCAAACUAGGGCCAGGACACCUAGCAAAAGUAAGAUAAAAAGAGAUAAAACGCAGUAGAUACGGUUGCAACAUUAACACUCGGCUAAAGUAGCCUAAGGUAUUAAUCCAACAUCCACGACUACGAUGAAGGUAACAGUAACGAACGGUCAGCCGCUCCUGGAUAUCGGUGAGACUGGACUAACCGGGAAAGUACUAGUUUCUAGCGCUGAUAAUGUCGGCUUCAUGGUGUACGAUGUAUCACUGGGAAAAGGACAGGUAGCGACGCUCAAACCGUACGAGAGUGGGUACAAUCAUACCUACUAUGUUAUGUGUGGCACUGCCUCUGUCAUAUCCGAAAAAGGUGAAAACGUCACAAUCGGUCCUGAUACCGUUAUGGCAAUGGAUGCAGAUACAACUACCACUAUGACUGUAUCAGAUGACAUAAGACUAUCCAUAGGUUAUGUUCCCAAGGACCCCGAUCAUAGCCCCGCUCGGUUUACUAUCCGGAAACUGUCCGAACUGGAGGGUACAACAGGUGAUAGGAAUAUGUUUUGGAUCUCUGGAUACAGUAGGCGAUAUCUAGUGAAAUCUGAUGGAUACAAUAUGACCGUAACGAACACAACGUUGGAUCCGAACACGAUGUCUCCCCUUCAUUACAAGAAUCACAUCGAGGCUGUGUUUAUGUUCAAGGGGUCUGGGAAGUACGUUUGGAACAGUGGGGAAGAUUCUCACGCGUACGACCAAGAGAAACACGAUGGUACGAUGUUUCUAAUCAACGGUCACGAGGCCCACAAUAUUUACAAUGAUGAUAAGGAAUCCCAGUGUAUUUGCUACUUCUUCCCAGCUUUAGUGGGACACGAAACUCAUUAUUUCACCAAAGAGACAACGGGACAUUCAGUCUACCCCAAAGAUUCCGAAAAAUAGGACAGUAACCAUGAUUUACAGGGGAUGUUAGAUUUGAAACACUUAACCUAUUUAGAUAUUAUUACCAUAUGUCCACAAAGCCAGUGGCGGAUACAGGGGAAUCCAGUACUGAGACAAUCAUUUAGUCCCGAUGAUACCGACGACGUCAGAUCACGGUGUAACAUUGUAAUUGUUCAAUUUACAAUGUUCCUCAGAUUUAUUGUUAAAGGACAACUGAAAUAGCUUUUCUCAACUUGCAGCUACAAAAAUGCGGUUUUCUCCAUUGUAAGCCCAUCGUAGAGUUCUUGCGAUAGCCAUUAUAAAAUAAAUGUUAGAUAACUGCUAUAGAUAACGAAAUAAAACUCAGGUAUAUUUUUGAAAAUUACAGGUUUUGUUCAGAUCAACCUGAGACUAAGUGUUUUGGGGUUAUUUUCAUACUGAACAUCCGUGCAUAAUUAACAGCUUUCAAUCCUGC
Messenger RNA from Owenia fusiformis, 1561 nucleotides. The record is from the annotation of a GenBank genome assembly. Lineage: Eukaryota; Metazoa; Annelida; Polychaeta; Sabellida; Oweniidae.